AUGUCUGGCUGGGGUACGCAGUCAGACUCCGCCGGUUGGGGACCUGCUCCUGCGGCGAACGAUGCCUGGGGCGGCGGCGCUGCCGCUGCCACCUCCGGCGACUCUUGGGGUGGUGCGGCGAGCAACGAUCACACCAUGUCCGGCGGUGCCAACAACUGGGACGGUCCUGCUAAGGACUCUGCGGAGAAGCAAACGGCCGAUUUCGCCACGGGCUUUAUUGAGCCCACCGCCUUUACCGAUGGUCCAGAUGGCACGAUGGAACCUCGCGGCGAGGCAGAUGACAAAUGUUUCAACUGCGGAGAGCAAGGCCAUCGAGUUGCCGAAUGCCCCCAGCCUCGGGAUACCGCGUGUCGCUACUGCAAGCAGGAGGGACACAUGGUACGCGACUGCCCAGACAAGCCAGCCAUGGUUUGCAACAACUGCGGUCUGGAAGGACACACGCGAAACAACUGCGAGAAUGCACGCAAGGUGAACCGAGAUCACGUUGCUGAUCUCUCCCCGGAUGAAGCCUGGGACAAGAUCAAAAAGGCCGUCCUGGAGCGAGAUGUGGAUGACGCAAAGGAAGCCGUCCAGGAGUACGUUAAGGCUACGGGUGGUGCUAUCACCUACAGAGAACUCCAGGAAGGCCUGUUCAACGAAGGCGUUGAUCUUUUCCUGAUUGCCACUGAGAGAACCUUGGUCACCGUCUUCACCAACAUGGAUCUCCAGGGCAACAUGGGAAAGAAGUUCAGCAUUUCGUAUCGCUUCACGGACAAGCCGGACCGACCUCGGGAGGCUGAGUCGUUCCCGAAGAGUCGCGAGGAGUUGCUUGCCCGUCUUGACGAUGCUGGAGAAGUCGUGAACUCCGGUCGUUCCAAGUGCCACAAUUGUGGUGAACUUGGCCAUGUUGCCAAGUUCUGCACUGAGGAAAGGACGGACAAGCCGGAGCAACCCAAGAUCUCGUGCACGAACUGCAACGAAGAGGGCCACCGCCUUCGCGAUUGCCCACAGCCUCGCGUGGACCAAUUUGCUUGCAAGAACUGCGGCAAACCUGGUCACAAGGCGGCCGACUGCGAAGAGCCGGCGAAUCUCGACAACGUGGAAUGUCGCAAGUGUCAUGAAAUGGGACACUUCUCCAAGGACUGUCCUCAGGCAGGCCCUCGUGGAUGCCGCAAUUGCGGUUCCGAGGAGCACAUGGCUCGAGAUUGCGAUCAACCUCGUAACAUGGACCUCGUUACCUGCCGCAACUGUGAGCAGCAGGGCCAUAUGAGCAGGGACUGCCCGGAGCCCAAGGACUGGUCCAAGGUCCAGUGCUCGAACUGCCAAGAAUAUGGACACACUAAAGUCCGCUGCAAGAAGGCGCCAGCCGACGCAGAUGGUUUCGAGAACCAGGGCUUCGACACUGCUGCGGGCACGAACGAGCAUCCUGGCAAUGACUCUUGGGGCGGCGGAGAUGCUGGCCAGGGAGGACAGCAGUCCUACGACAGUGGAGGCUGCACGAUGGUGGGCGCCGAGAUCAUCUUUUACCACUACACGCGGUCGCCCUACGCACGGAGGGUCGAAUGGUAUCUCGCCCUCAGGGGCAUACCGUACAGAGAAUGUCUCCAGCCGCUGGCCAUGCCGCGGCCGGACCUCGCGCGCCUGGGCAUCGCGUACCGGCGCAUCCCCGUGCUGGCCAUCGGCCGUGACGUGUAUCUGGACACGCGGCUGCAGCUCCGCAAGCUGGAGGAACUAGAAGACAACGUGGCGGCACCGAAGCUCGGCGCGGAGAUGCCCGAGGGCCAGGCGCUGGAGAGGCUGCUGGAGCUGCUUACGACAGACGGCGGCACGACAUUCAGCGGCAUCACGUCGCUGCUGCCCGCCGACAUGCCGCUGUUUAAGGACGAGGCGUUCGUGCGGGACAGGGCCGACUUUUUGGGAGGCGUCGAGCUGAAGCCCGAGACGAUGCGGCGGGCACGGCCGGACGCGCUGCGGGAGCUCGCGGGCGUGUUUAAGUUGUUCGAGACGACUCUGCUGGCGGACGGGAGGGAUUGGAUCCUGGGUGGCACGACGGGGCCGGGCCUGGCGGACAUUGAGGCCCUAUGGCGGCUGCACUGGAUCGUCAACGUACCCGGCGCGCUGCCGGAGACGCACUUUUCGCCGGCGGUGUACCCCAAGGUAUACGCAUGGAUGGCGCGCUUCGACGCGGCAGUCGCGGCGGCACGGGCAGCGCGACUCGGAGACGACCAGCAGCCGCCGUCCCGGCGUGUGCUCUCGGGCGAGGAGGCCGCGAGGGCGAUUCUGUCGUCGCCGCUGCACGAGGAGUACGAGGAGGGGCUUGCCUCCGUCGUCGACGCGGGGGACCACGUCGUCGCGGCGCAGGGGCUGGCGAGGGGCGACGUCGUGACGGUGUGGCCGACGGACACGGGCGUGUCGGGCAAGGUCUGCGGCAGGUUGGUGGCGAUGAAUGGGGACGAGGUGGUGAUUGAGACGGAGGCGGAUAUGGAGGGCGGCAGGGGCGGGACGGUGAGGGUGCAUGCCCCGAGGCACGGGUUCAAGGUGCAAAAGGGGACAUCGGCGCAGUAG
Messenger RNA from Purpureocillium lilacinum, 2544 nucleotides. RefSeq lists its product as uncharacterized. Gene Ontology annotation, biological process: positive regulation of cytoplasmic translation. The record is from RefSeq and is a predicted model, not a curated record. Gene Ontology annotation, molecular function: single-stranded RNA binding; translation regulator activity; mRNA binding. Gene Ontology annotation, cellular component: cytoplasm. Lineage: Eukaryota; Fungi; Ascomycota; Sordariomycetes; Hypocreales; Ophiocordycipitaceae.